Messenger RNA from Salvia splendens (bonfire salvia), 3968 nucleotides. Its product is annotated as ABC transporter B family member 4. The transcript is spliced from 13 exons. Lineage: Eukaryota; Viridiplantae; Streptophyta; Magnoliopsida; Lamiales; Lamiaceae. The coding region runs from base 135 to 3878 and encodes 1247 amino acids. Gene Ontology annotation, biological process: oligopeptide export from mitochondrion. Gene Ontology annotation, molecular function: ATP hydrolysis activity; ABC-type oligopeptide transporter activity; ATP binding. Gene Ontology annotation, cellular component: mitochondrial inner membrane. The record is from RefSeq and is a predicted model, not a curated record.
AUUCCCACUAUGGUGACAUGAAUAUAUAUACUACCUUCGUAGUUUUAAAACGCACACAACUCUUCGUGAAGAAAAUCGAUCAUAGUCAGAAAUGGGGUGUUGAUCUCAAAAUCAAGACAAACUAGCAACAAGCUAUGGCCGAAGUUGGCCCUUCCGACGAGCAACAAUCUCCAGAAAAUGCCAGCAGCCGGAGAGAAAUCUCCGAGAAACAGAGCAAAGCCGUCGAAAAAGUUGCAUACUACAAACUCUUUUCCUACGCAGACGCCACAGAUUGGGCGUUGAUGGUGAUCGGAGUCAUAACAUCCGUGGCGAGCGGUUUGGCGUUGCCGCUCAUGACUUUCCUCUACGGAGAAUUGGCCAACGCGUUCGGCCACAACGUCGGUAACCAAGCCGUUGUCCAUGAAGUCUCCAAGGUGGCCUUGAGGUUCUUUUAUCUUGCCUUGGGGUCAGGAGUAGCUGCUUUUUCUCAGGUAUCUUGCUGGAUGAUCACCGGAGAAAGGCAGGCUGCUCGGAUUCGAAACUUAUACCUCAAAUCUAUACUGAGGCAAGACAUUGGAUACUUCGACAAAGAGACAAACACAGCACAAAUUGUGGAGAGGAUGUCUAGUGAUACUGUUAUCAUUCAAGAUGCCAUGGGAGAGAAGAUUGGGAAGCUGAUACAGCUUCUAUCAUCAUUUGUUGGAGGCUUCAUCAUAGCUUUUGCAAGAGGAUGGCUUCUCACUCUUGUUCUUAUCUCUGUGAUCCCUGCCCUCGUCGUUGCAGCUGCUUUCAUGACAAUUGUGUUGACAAGAUUGGCAUCCCGUGGCCAGACGGCCUACACAGAGGCCGCUCUUUUGGUUGAGCAGACAAUUGCCUCAAUAAGAACUGUAGCGUCUUUCACUGGGGAGAGGCGAGCGGUUGACAGAUAUGAAAAAUCUCUGCAUAAAGCUUAUAAAGCCGGCGUGCAGGAGGGCUUGGCCGCGGGAUUAGGCUCUGGAGUUUCUAUGUUGGCCCUCUACUGCAGUUACGCGUUGGCGGUCUGGUUUGGGUCCAAAAUGAUCAUUGAAAAAGGCUAUACUGGAGGCCAUGUUUUGAACAUCAUGAUGGCUAUUCUGUUGGGAUCAUUUUUCUUGGGGCAAAUAUCCCCGUGCUUGAGUGCAUUCUCAGCCGGCCAAGUUGCUGCUUUCAAAAUCUUCGAGACGAUAAACAGGAAACCAGAUAUCGAUCCCUACAGCAUAGACGGUCGCGUUUUGGAAGACAUAAAGGGGGAUGUAGAGCUCAGGGAUGUGGAUUUCAGCUAUCCAUCAAGGCCAAAUGAUAUGAUCUUCAGUGGCUUCUCUCUGAGAGUAGCAAGUGGGAUCAAACUGGCCUUGGUUGGGGAAAGUGGGAGUGGGAAAUCAACCAUUAUUAGUCUUGUUGAGAGGUUCUAUGAUCCACAGAGAGGUGAGAUUUUGAUUGAUGGGAUCAAUAUCAAAGAGUUUCAAGUGAGGUGGAUUAGAGGGAAAAUUGGUCUAGUAAGCCAAGAGCCCGUGCUGUUCGCCUCGACAAUAAGAGACAACAUUGCCUAUGGCAAGGACGGGGCGUCCCUCGAAGAAAUCAGAGGCGCUGCAGAGCUUGCCAAUGCUGCUAAGUUCAUCGACAACCUUCCUCAGGGGCUUGACACGAUGGUCGGGGUGAAUGGAACUCAGCUCUCGGGAGGGCAGAAGCAGAGGAUAGCGCUAGCCCGAGCGAUUAUAAAAGACCCGAGGAUUCUGCUACUGGACGAAGCCACAAGCGCUCUUGAUGCAGAGUCGGAGAAGAUUGUGCAGGAGUCGCUAGACAAGGUCAUGAUAGACAGGACCACCAUCAUCGUUGCCCAUCGCCUAACCACGGUGAAGAAUGCGGAUUCCAUUGCCGUGAUCCGCGACAGAAAAAUUGUUGAAAAAGGUACACAUUCGGAGCUAAUCCAAAAUCCACACGGACCCUACACUCAACUAACUCAACUUCAACAACUCGAAAUACAAAACCCCGAAGCCGACACCAACGAAACCUCCGGCAGCCACCGCUACUCGUCGUCAUUGGAAACGGGCAACAGCGCCCGCCAUCCCUUCAACACAGAGACGACAGAGGCAGCGCCACAAACCACGCCCGACUCAACAAAGCCCAACUUCUCCCUCUACCGCCUCGCCCUUCUGAACAAACCCGAGCUCCCGGCGCUAAUCCUGGGGUCCACCGCCGCGGUAUCAAACGGCAUAAUCCUCCCCCUCUUCGGCCUCCUCUUCUCCGGCGCCAUCAAGAGCUUCUACGACCCGCCCCACCAGCUCCGGCGCGAGUCCAAAUUCUGGGCGGGCAUGUUCAUCGCCCUCGGCGCGGCGUCUCUGCUGGCGACCCCGACGAAGACGUACUUCUUCGCCGUGGCAGGGUGCAGGCUGAUCAAGCGCCUGAGGCUCAUGUGCUUCGACAAGGUGGCUCAUAUGGAGAUCAGCUGGUUCGACGAGGCCGAGAACUCGAGCGGCGCUGUCGGCCUGCGGCUCGCGGCGGACGUCAAGUGCGUGAGGAGCCUGGUCGGAGAAUCGCUGGGUUUGGUGGUGCAGAAUGUUGCGACGGCGGUUGCGGGUUUGCUGAUUGGGUUCGAGGCGAGCUGGGAGCUGUCGCUUAUAGUGAUGGCGAUGCUGCCGCUUAUUGGGCUACAUGGAUAUGUUCAUAUGAAGUUCGUUCUCGGUUUCAGUGGCGACUCGCAGAAGUUGUACGAGGAAGCGACUCAAGCUGCGAGUGAUGGUGUAGGAAAUAUUAGAACCGUAGCUUCAUUUUGCGCGGAGGAGAAGGUGAUGGAGCUUCACCGGCAAAAAUGCAAGCAGCCGGUGAAACUAGGGACGAAGCAUGGGCUGCUGAGCGGAGCAGGUUUUGGGAUGUCCGUCUUCUUUCUAUACUCGGUAUAUGCCGUUAGUUACUAUGCUGGGGCUCGACUCGUUCAUGCCGGACAUAUUACAUUUGGAGAAGUUUUUCGUGUGUUCAUCGGACUGACGAUGACCGCUGUCGCUAUAUCCCAGUCCGGCGCCCUUGCGCCCGACAGUGGGAAAGCGAGAGCCGGGGCCGCAUCUAUUUUCAAGCUUCUUGAUCGGAAAUCCGCAAUCGAUUCUUCGGAGAACUCAGGCAUGGUCCUAGAAAACAUGAAGGGGGAUAUUCAGUUUCACCAUGUUAGCUUCAACUAUCCUAGUAGACCCGAUGUUCAAAUUUUCAGAGAUAUAUGCUUAUCAAUUCAAUCGGGCAAGACCAUUGCUAUUGUUGGAGAAAGCGGAAGUGGGAAAUCAACUAUCAUUUCUCUAUUGCAACGAUUUUAUGAUCCAAAUUCAGGUGAGAUCACACUUGAUGGUCUAGAAAUCAAGAGAUUGAACUUGAAAUGGCUAAGGCAACAGAUGGGGCUUGUGAGCCAAGAGCCGGUUUUAUUCAACGACACGAUACGAGCCAAUAUCGCCUACGGAAAGGAAGGCGACGCCACAGAAGCAGAGGUUUUUGCAGCUGCUGAAUUGGCUAAUGCUAACAAAUUCAUCAGUUCCUUGCAAAAGGGGUACGAUACAAUAGUCGGCGAACGGGGAAUACAAUUAUCCGGUGGGCAAAAACAGCGAGUUGCGAUUGCACGAGCUAUAGUGAAAGAUCCGAAGAUUAUGCUACUUGAUGAAGCCACAAGCGCUCUUGAUGCCGAAUCCGAAAGGGUCGUUCAAGGUGCUUUAGACCGAGCCAUGGUAGACAGGACCACAAUAGUGGUUGCUCAUAGAUUAUCCACUAUCAAGAAUGCUGAUUUGAUUGCAGUCAUAAAAAAUGGAGUCGUAGCUGAAAAAGGAAAGCAUGAGACGUUGAUUGAUAUGAAACAUGGCAUCUAUGCUUCUUUGGUGGCACUUCACAAUAGUGCUUCUUCUUAAAAAUAUUUCUUGUAAUUUUUUUCAUUACCAAAAGAUUGUCUUACAAUUGAAUAAAUAAUGGUAUAACAUUGAGGUUAAGGUUUUAUCCAA